Molecule: messenger RNA, 1903 nt
Organism: Alligator sinensis (Chinese alligator)
Lineage: Eukaryota; Metazoa; Chordata; Crocodylia; Alligatoridae
Gene: HEPACAM2
Product: HEPACAM family member 2
Exons: 10
Coding region: 47-1435 (462 amino acids)
Source: RefSeq, a predicted model, not a curated record
GCUGGACCAAGCACUGGCUUAGCCCAGAGAAGAAGGUGUUAUUUGUAUGGGACACGAUGCUUUCAUGGAGCCCUUUAGCAACUCAUUUUGUGAGUUACAGUGCAAAAUAUAUUUUCUGCUUUUAGGUAUUUGUUCUGCACUGAAGUUGACAGUACCCUCACAUACUAUCCAGGGCAUUGAGGGGAAGCCACUCAAUCUUGCUGUUGACUACAAUUUCAACAUCACAGCUUCAGAAAUCCAAAUAAUAUGGCUGUUCGAAGGACCUCCAACUACGCUUAAAUAUUUACUUAGUUCUGUAAACCAGUCAGUAGUUCCAGAUUUGGAAUAUCAGCAAAAGUUUACCCUCAUACCACCAAAUGCAUCUUUGAUGAUCAAUCCUCUACAUAUUAGUGAUGAAGGCAAUUACAUUGUAAAAGUCAAUGUUCGUGGAAAUGAGACAAUAGCAGCCAGUCAAAAAAUUCAAGUAGCUGUUGAUGUUCCUGUCACAGAGCCAAUUGUACAUACCCAACCUUCUUCAGGGGCAGUGGAGUAUGUGGGGAACAUUACACUAACAUGUACUGUGAGAAAAGGGACAAGGGUAGCUUACCAGUGGAUGAAAAAUGGGAAACCUAUCCAUGCCAGCCCUAGUUACACCUUUUCCUCAAACAAUGACACACUUUUGAUUGUUCCCGUUGUGAAAGAAGACAUUGGAAAUUACAGUUGUUUGGCAACCAACCCUGUCAGUGUGAUGGAAAGUGAGAUAAUUACACCAAUUAUAUAUUAUGGGCCUUAUGGACUUACAGUUAAUUCAGAUAAAGGCCUGAAAGUUGGAGAGGUGUUUACGGUUGAUGUAGGAGAAGAUAUUCUUUUUGAUUGCUCAGCAGAUUCCAAUCCACCAAAUACUUAUUCAUGGAUUCAAAGGGCUGAUAAUGCCACCUAUGUUAUCAAAUAUGGCCCCCAUCUGGAAAUUCCAUCGGGUAAAGUGACCCAGAGAACAAUAGAUUAUAUGUGCUGUGCUUACAAUAACGUGACUGGGAAACGAGAUGAAACUCAUUUUACAGUGAUAAUUACUUCUGUGGGACUUGAGAAGCUUGCUCAGAAAGGGAAGUCUUUGUCAUCUCUAGCAGUAAUAACUGGAAUUUCAUUGUUUUUGAUCUUGUCUAUGACACUUUUAUUCUUAUGGAAAAGAUAUCAGCCAUACAAAGUCAUACAAAAGAAGUUACAGAGCAGCCCUGAUGCAGAUUACCGAAAAGCACAGACAUUUUCAGGGCAUGAAAAUGCUCUGGAUGAUUUUGGAAUCUAUGAAUUUGUUGCUUUUCCAGACGCCACUGGUUGUUCCAGGAUUUCAAAUCAACCUGUUUCUGACUCUGACUUUAUCCCAAGGCAAGACAUAAAUAGUACGGUUUAUGAAGUUAUUCGACAUAUUCCUGAGCAAGACCAUCAAGAAUGUGACUAAAGAUUGAAAACCAGAAAAAUCAAGCAUUCUAAGACAAGUAUUAACUUCCUCAUCUUGGUAGAAAAGGCAAAACAAACACCAAUGAUUCUUAACUUACAAAAGAAUAGGUUAUUGUUUCUUGAAAUGAUACCGCUGUCUCAGUCUGUCAAUUCCUUUUCUUUACUACCCUCAACAUACUGUAUUUUUACUGAUUUUCUUUUAUAUUGAUGUUUUCUUGAAGCAGCUGAAAUUUUUUAAUUGCUGACAAUUUUGUGUGCACCAUCGGCUACAUGAAGAAAACAAGAGAGAGCUAUAUGAAAAUCGAGAUCAUAAAUACUAUGUAAUCAUUUUAUAAUGAUGACUGAGAUGGAUGGAGAGGAGUCACACCUGAGGAAAUUUCCACUGCUUAUUUUAUUGAGAUUUUCCUUUUGGGUGGGCUCCUAAAAGGAAAGCUUUUGUGUGUUGGCAAUAGUUCAAGUUAAAAGGCAU